AUGGCUUUCAGUGCCAACUUGUUUCAUGUAUGCUGUUUAAUUUUCUUUGCAUUUUUCUUUACCAAUCCAAUUAAAUGUGUUGAUGGUGAAGGACCUUUACCUGCCCUAUUUGUGUUUGGUGAUUCGAUUUUAGAUGUAGGAAAUAAUAAUUAUAUCAACACUACUACUCAAUUCCAAGCUAAUUGGUCGCCUUAUGGUGAAACGUUCUUCAAGUCUCCUACCGGUAGACCUUGUGAUGGUCGCCUCAUAUCCGAUUUUAUUGCGGAAUUUGCUAACUUGUCAUUAAUUCCGGCAUUUUUUGAAAUUGGGACCGAUAAAUUUCUACAUGGGGUGAACUUUGCUUCUAGUGGCUCAGGUUGUUUAGUAGAAACCAAUCGCGGUAUUGUUAUAGAUCUCCAAACGCAGUUAACACAUUUCAAUGAAGUGGUUGAAUUGUUGGUGAAUAAGUUAGGGUCACAACAGUCUCAACAACUCCUGACUGAUGCGGUAUACAUGUUUAGCACGGGAAGUAACGAUUACGCUUUUCCUUACCUUACCAAUCCUAAAAAGUUUCCGUUUCCUAAAGAACAAUUUUCGGAGAUGGUAUUGGGUAAUUUUACUGCUAUUUUACAGGCAAUUUACAAUAAAGGAGGAAGAAAAUUUAUCAUAUUUACAUUGCCCCCUGAAGGUUGUUCCCCAGGUGGAAGGGCAUUUAAUGCUCAAAUAGGAGGUAAAAGUGGUUUUAAUGUAUCAAUAGAAGCAUGUUGUGGGACAGGUGCAUUUAAAGGAAUUAAUAGUUGUGGAGGAAAGAGACAAGUAAAAGAUUAUGAGUUAUGUAAAAAUGUGACAGAUUAUGUGUUCUUUGAUGCCAGCCAUCCAACAGAAACAGCCAACCAGCAAUUUGCUCAACUAUUAUGGAAUGGGACGACUGAUGUCAUUGCACCUCACAAUCUAAAAUCUUUUUUCCAACUUUAG
This is a messenger RNA of Solanum tuberosum (potato), 954 nucleotides long. Its product is annotated as GDSL esterase/lipase 5-like. The transcript is spliced from 5 exons. The record is from RefSeq and is a predicted model, not a curated record. Gene Ontology annotation, molecular function: lipase activity. Bases 1 to 954 code for a protein of 317 amino acids. Lineage: Eukaryota; Viridiplantae; Streptophyta; Magnoliopsida; Solanales; Solanaceae.